Microbotryum saponariae is the source of this 900-nucleotide messenger RNA. Lineage: Eukaryota; Fungi; Basidiomycota; Microbotryomycetes; Microbotryales; Microbotryaceae. The record is from the annotation of a GenBank genome assembly.
AUGUCCGACUCCGCAGCAGCAGCAGCUCCGAUCGCGAUGGAGGAAGAUGGGCCCGUGAGAUCGGACAAGAUUUACGCUGUACGUUUCCAUACAACCUUUCAAAGUCCCAAGCGGAUCAAGUUGCGAAACACAUGAGCUUGGAGUUGUGAUCAACUAACGACCACCCUCUCAUCUCAGCUCCCUGGCUUUACGGAGGGUUACACUGCGGCCACGUAUUGCAUCAAUGAUGAGGAUCAUACGUUGGGCAAUUUGUUGAGGUGGAUGUUGAUGAAGAAGUGAGUCGGGACCGGUAAGAUCGGUGCAUUCAAUGAGGGACGAAGAGCUGACGCCUGGGGUUUUUGGUGUGUUGUGUGCCUUUUCUGGUGUCACAGCCCGGACGUCGAGUUUUGUGGAUACAGGUCAGCUUUGAUUUAGAUGAUGAACGUUCAGUUACAGAGGCUUCGUAUGGCUGAACUUUCCUAACGCUCUUCCUCUACCAGCGCACCUCAUCCGUCCGAGGCUAAAAUUCAUCUGCGUAUCCAGAUGUACGGUACGUCAGAGGACAUGUGACAUCACCUCUCUAGCAAGCAAAAACUAAAUGAACGAACCUCAAAACCCCGCCCAGAUCAAAAAUCGUCGCUCACGGCGCUACACACAGCCUUGGACAACCUCGAACAAAUGACCGAAUCGAUCUUAUCCGCCUACGCCGCAUCGUUGGCUUCGGGGGACUUUGAACGUUCGGUUGAACCUUCUUACGAUUUCGAGAGUGUGAAUGAUCGAUUAUGGGCGGAGAAGGAGGCGAGGGGGAUUUCGAGGGAGGAGUUUGAGAGGAAGAAGAGGGAGGAAGUGGAGGAGAAGGAGAGGUUGGAGGGGAAGGGCAAGGUCAAGAAGGAGAAGGGGAAGGGGAAGGGUCUCAAGUAA